Molecule: messenger RNA, 1482 nt
Organism: Chenopodium quinoa (quinoa)
Lineage: Eukaryota; Viridiplantae; Streptophyta; Magnoliopsida; Caryophyllales; Amaranthaceae
Exons: 5
Coding region: 355-1101 (248 amino acids)
Biological process (GO): protein ubiquitination
Molecular function (GO): ubiquitin protein ligase activity
Source: RefSeq, a predicted model, not a curated record
AAUCAAAAUUAAAAAGAAGUUCAAAGAAGAACCCAGAAAAAGGGCUAAGCUUUCCUUCUCUUUCAGAGAGAGAAACCUCAUUCAAUUCUGGAGAGAGAAACAAAAGUUCAUGUGUACUUUUUGUUAGGGUUUUGUUCUGGGUUUAUGAAAUUGAAAUUAUUAUUAUUAUUAUUUUUUUCAAAUUGAAGGAUUUUUUGGUUAAAAAUCAUCAAUUAGUUGAUGGGUUUGUUCAAAUUUAAUUUAAUUUGAUGGUGAAAUUCUGGGUUUUGUUUUGUUUUUGUUUUUAAUUAUUAUUAUUCUGGGGUUAAAUUUGAGGGUUUGAAAGAAGAAACAGAGGAGAUAGAAAUUAAAGAAAUGUAUGUGGCUUCUCCCAUGCGAAAGUCGUUCAAGGAUUCUCUGAAAGUUCUAGAAGCUGAUAUUCAACAUGCUAAUACUCUGGCAUCAGAAUUCCCUAGAGAAUAUGAUGGGGCUUGCCUUCAGAUGAGAAUGUCAUACGCUCCUGCUGCCCAUUUCUUGCUUUUCUUGGUCCAGUGGACCGAUUGCAACUUGGCAGGGGCACUUGGUCUGUUGAGAAUUCUAAUUUAUAAGGUUUAUGUGGAUGGCACCACUACCAUGUCAACACAUGAAAGAAAAGCAAGUAUCCGAGAGUUUUAUGCGGUAAUAUAUCCCUCCUUAUUACAACUUCAAAGUGGCGUUACUGAUACCGAGGAUAAAAAACAAAAAGUUGUUUGCAUGGAGAGAUAUCGGAAAAGAGAUGAAGAGGAAUACAGGCAGUAUACAGAUAUGGAUAUUGAAAGAGAGGAAGAGUGUGGUAUUUGCAUGGAGAAUUACAGCAAAAUUGUGCUGCCCAAUUGCAACCAUGUCAUGUGUCUAAAGUGUUAUCGAGAAUGGCGCUCAAGAUCACAAUCCUGCCCCUUUUGCCGAGAUAGUCUGAAGAGGGUGAACUCUGGAGAUCUUUGGGUGUUCACCGACAGUAGAGACGUGGUUGACAUGACAACAUUGACGAAGGAGAAUCUUAGGAGGCUGUUUAUGUAUAUAGAGAAGUUGCCCCUGAUUGUUCCAGAAUCCCUAUUCGAUGCAUAUGAUUCACACCUGAAAUGAGGGAAAGGACUAUGGUCUGUUUAGCCUACAGUAUUGUCGCUGUCGCAGCUGUGGUUAGCCUACAGUAUUCUUGCUGUCGCAACAGUUGCUUAUAGACUGGUCUGGUUAGAUUAGUUAGAAGUGCAAAUGUUCUUUUAAAUGACUUUGCUGUCUAUUCUGUGGUUAAAUCUCAUGCCUGAUUUAUUUGAAGGCAAGAGAAGGAAGGUUGGGGUGGUUUGCUUUUAUGGGUUCCGUAAAUUUGUAUGUAGGUAAAAGUGUACAUGCUUGUACAGCUCUGUUAUUCAGAGAAAAAAAAAAAUGGUUAGAAAGAAAGGGGAACUCCUUUCUUUUGUUUAUAUUCAAUGCGGGAACCCAAGGCACUCCUAAAUUAUGUUGUGAUCA